AUACCCUGUCAUUUGUCUCCAUCAACACUGAAGUCUGUCUUGCUGUUGGCUGGAUACAAUAUUACGGCGUCGUUCUCUGUCGUGUUUCAAUGGGGCGAUACGAUAAUAGUUCUGAUGAAGGAGGGAGCUCGCGAAGAGGAAGGAGCAGGUCGCCGAGAAGAACUCCGCCCAGGUAUUCUCAGGAGGCGGGCCGGUCUCACCGUGACGGUGGGGGGUAUGCGAGAAGGUCCAGUGAUAGAACUUACUCCUACAAGAUGCUGUGUAUUAGCAGCAUCCAUCCGAAAGCAGCGGAAGAUGUUAUCAGAGAAGAUUUGUACAGAGAAUACAGGAAGUUUCCUGAUGUGUCAGUCAAGAUUGUUGUCGAGCAUGAUGGAGAGCGUGUGGCAUACGUGUACUUCAGAACUUGGGAGGAUGCUCGGGAUGCCAAGCAUGCUAGCAGGGGGCGCAUCAUGUUCUAUGAUAAGCCAGCAAUGGUGGAAGCUGUUUAUGACACAGUUCCACAGGAGUACCUUCCUCGUCGCCGAAGCAGGAGCCCAAUGCUUGACUAUCCUCCCAUGGACAGCAGGUACAUGAGGCCAAGAUCACCCCCACGUGACUAUGAAAGGUAUGGUCCACCCAUGCCUGCUCCAAUGGAUCCAUAUGGAUAUGAACUUCCGCCCCAUGAUCCAUAUGGCUACGGUCGUGGAUAUCCCUACAGAGAACCUCCAAGGGGGCCCCCCUAUGGGGGAGGCUAUGGACCACCUUAUGGUGCCCCAGGAUAUGCAAGGCCAAGAUUUGAAAGACAUGAGAGAAAGGAGAGAUUUCCCAACUAUCUGCACCACAUACCACCCGAGGAUGAUCCCACUGCUUGCCGUACAUUGUUUGCUGGCAACAUGGAGCUGAACAUCACAGAGGAAGAACUGAGGAGGAUCUUUAACAGAUAUGGAAAUGUGGAAGACAUAGACAUCAAGAGGCCACCUCCUGGCACAGGGAAUGCAUUUGCAUUUGUGAGAUUUGAAAACCUUGACCAGUCAAACCGCUGCAAAACAGAGCUGUCAGGACAGUACAUCGGGAAGUUUCAAGUGAAAAUUGGAUAUGGAAAAGUUCUCCCAUCAUGCAAGGUGUGGGUUGGUGGACUGGGCUCCUGGACAACUGUGCAGACCUUGGAAAGAGAAUUUGACAGGUUUGGAGCCAUCAAGAAAAUUGAGUAUGUGAAAGGUGAACCAUAUGCUCAUGUCCUCUAUGAGACCCUGGAUGCAGCUCAGGCAGCAGUGAAUGAAAUGAGAGGCUUCCCACUUGGAGGCCCGGACAAGAGGAUCAAGACAGAUUUUGCUGCUGAUGAGACAACUGUUCAGUUUGGAAGAAGGCCCCCAUUUGAUGGCCCAGGAUGCAGUGAGGACUUCAGAGGUAGGGGCCGUGGUGGGUUCCGAGGUGGAAGAGGAAGCUUCAGAGGUGGGUUUGGUGACCGUGGUGAUGGCAGUGAUGAGUCAUAUCAUUCAACUCUCCGCCAAGUUCCCACAGAGAACAGGUCUGUAAGUCCAUCUCGUAGAAGUGAGACAGGCUCAGAGGGUGGGCAUCUGAACACUGCAAAAAGUCUGUCAGAUGUGGCACGGAAAGUGGGGACAUCUUGGCACGGUGCUAUGAUCUUGAAGAGCUCAUUGUUUGCAUGCAAGUUUCACCUCACUGAUGGUGAUGCAGACAUUGCAGACACACUGCUGAAAGAUGAGAAUGAAAAGCCUUUGCUGAGGAUCACUCAGAGGCUGAGACUUGACCAGGCAAAGUUGGAUGAUGUGCAAAAGCGAAUCACAUCAUCUCCUCAUGCUAUCUAUGUGGCAUUGCCAACAUCAUCAUCACCUGCAAAUGUUGAUGACUCAUCGGUCCAAGCAAGGUCCCUUCGAAAUUUGGUGUCCUAUCUGAAGCAGAAAGAGGCAGCUGGUGUGAUAUCUCUGCUCAGCAAGGAAGGAGAUACCACUGGAGUUCUGUAUGCAUUUCCCCCAUGCAACUUCUCCAAGGAACUUCUGACCAGGACUGUGCCAGCUCUCUCUGAGGAUGCUGCGAAAGAAGACCACCUACUGGUUGUGGUGGUCCGUGGAAGCUCUGCUCAGCUGGCACUGACCUAGGGACAUCACUGAACAGAUGAAUUGGCUGCAUGGAGUGCUUCCUGGUCGCACACGCUUCUGGACCGGAUGCCAGCUGGAGGGUCAUGCCUCCUCGGGCCUUUGUAACCAAGCUGCUUGCAUUGUUGCCCAGAAUUCACUUUUCCAUUCUCACCUUUGAUUGGUGCUUUGUUUGGGACUAAUGUAACUUGUCCAGUGAUCUGCGAUGAAGUUGUAAUGCUUGCUUCCUCCCAUUAAAUGUUCUGGCUAUUUUCAGGCAAACGGCGGCAUUAUAUGGUGAUGUGAAUGUGCAGUGUUGGUGAGAAGUGUUGUGAAAGUGAAUUACAAGAAAUCGUCACAUUAGAGAUAAAAGAGGCUAGGAAUGGUGCAAAAUGUGAGAUCAGUGAUGAACACUAGAGCAUCAUGGUGGUGACUGGGCACCUGGAGAAUCAUCUGUGAAUCAAAAUGGUGCUCUUUCAAAAUUCAACUCAUUUGCGAGUGACAGAUCUUAAAUGGUGUAUGAUAUGCACUGGAACACUGAUCCAGCUCAUUGGUGUAGUGCGGCCACCCGACUUAAGUGGUUCCUUGCGGCCAACCUCUCCAGGGUAUUUGCCCAGUGCUGUGGUGAGUGACAUUGAGGAAUGAUGCAUCCAGCUGCCAUUGACGGCUGAUACGUGACGGCUUGGGGUGGCUCCGCGGAAAAGAACAAUCAUUUGGUGUGCCCAGUGCGGUGGCGCGCUCGUUUUCGGUGAGUGCUGUGGUAGUGAGGAGUGAUCUAGCAGUGGCAGUGGCUUCCAGUUACGUUCUCCCGAGUUCUUCAUUCGUGAUCGGUCUUCAGCAUCUGCCUGUCAACAGGCGUCUCAGACACUCGCCGCCUGGUUCCCACCUGACUCAAAACUAUCAGCCUGGUUUUUUCUCAGUGAUUUUUCUUUUUUCUCAGUGCUCAGUGAUUUCUUAGUGAGGUGUUCCGUGACGCACCGGUUGCGGGCAACAGUGGUGGCGCUGCGCGUAGUGGCUGUCCCAGGGUGCGUAUUUGGGGUGGCGCGGUCGCGACGCAGCAGUUCAGUGUUGAGGUGCCAGUGAGGAACCAGUGUGAGCUAGCUCCAGUUUGGAUGGCCGCCAGUGAGGGAGCUCAUGGUAGUUCAGUUCGGGAGGAUGCCUCGAGAAAACGGUGCUAGAGCUGGCCCGAUUCUGGCGGAAUGACGAUAAAACCGAGGUGAAUAGAGAGAGGAAGUGCUA
This is a messenger RNA of Pollicipes pollicipes, 3314 nucleotides long. RefSeq names its product RNA-binding protein spenito (gene nito). The transcript has 2 exons. The record is from RefSeq and is a predicted model, not a curated record. Lineage: Eukaryota; Metazoa; Arthropoda; Thecostraca; Pollicipedomorpha; Pollicipedidae. The coding region runs from base 90 to 2099 and encodes 669 amino acids. Gene Ontology annotation, molecular function: RNA binding.